AUGGCAGGGCAUGCCAUGCGAUCCAGCCCCCGCAACGCUCUCCUUUCCAACACCCGUAUUCCUCCCACCUCCCCCACCCUACCCGCUUCCGCGAUGACUGCUCCUAUUCCUGCUCACCCUGCUGCCACUCCCGGCCCUCCUGCCAACUCUGCCGCCACUGCCCCCUCCCCUGCCCCCUCUGCCUCGGCUUUGGCGCCAGUUAACUCUGCGCCAACCGCCCCUGCUGCGUCACUGCCAGCAGGGUCGGUAGGCAGGCAGUUCACCCGAUCGUACUCUCUCCACACGGACGCUCAGUCCCCGGUGUUCCCACGUGGGGUUAGAACCCCCACCCGCAGCAACACGAAUCACACCGGCGCUGCUUCUUCUGGUGCUGUCGCUGCUGCUGCUGCUCUCUCCGACCGCGACCUGAAUUUUCACCUGAGCCAGCUGGCUAAUCGGAGGAUCGCGCAGGAGAUCGCGCAGUCCAGGCGGUCAGGGGGAGGAGCAGCCGGCGAUGCAGGAGGAACGAGCAACGCAGGGGGCGUUGGCCGAGGGGUUGCAGGCUCACCCAUGGUUCUGGAGGCGUCGCAGAAAGGCAGCCGAGGGGGGAUGACCGCGGGGGGGAUGGGCAGAGUGGGGGGAACCAGGGUAGGGAUGAAGCGGAGCUUUGGAUUAGAAUCAGCCGAUGCUCCCAUGGCAACCUCGAGACUGGAGGCUGGUGGUAGGAGUCGGAGCGCGGCUGGUGGUGGCAGGAGUCAGAGCACGGCUGCUGCUGGUGAGCUUUGCGAUGGCAGCGGCGGGUACGAGGUGGGGACUCCCUCUCGCGCUGCUGUUCGUGGCAUAGCUGGGGAGAAUAUUCCUGGAAAGCGGCAUGCGGGGCUGUCGAAUGCCAGACAGGAGUCGCUUUGCGAGGCAGCAGCAGCUCGUCCUGGGGAGGGUCUUGGGGGGGUUGGAGGCUCAGGGCGUACAGGAGUAAUGGCUUGUUCUGACAAUGAUCAAAACACACGCGCUGUAGGAGGUGGUGUGGGGUCGACAGGUGAGAUGGCGCAGACAGGAGAAUGCGGAGGUGUGGCAGCAGGAGGCGGGUGGGUUCAGCAGCAGCAGGAGACGAAGCAGGAGUUGCUGCAGGAGGUGCGACACGAGCUGCAGGUGCAGCGAAUACAGUUGACGCGCGAGCACAUGCAGCAGCUGAGCCAGGAGCACCAGAUGCAGCCGUUGAGUCAACGGCCACUAAUGCAGCAACUGAGUCAUCGCCAGCAGGCACAGUGUGAGGCGCAGGGGGGGCGAGCACAGGAGCCGCAGGUGCCUGCACCUGUGACUGGCGGAAACGCCAUUGGGAACACCGCAGUGUCAGGGGGGCAGGAGGCUGCAAAGGGCCAGGAGGCCCAUUCCAGUCAGGCAGGAAACUUUGCAGGAGGCCUGUUUGCUCGGAGCACGGGAGCAUGCGAAGCGACUACAGCUGUGGGAAGAGGAGAGGUGGAUGUUGCAGGAAUGUCCGCUGCCGGCUCUGCAGCAGCAGCAGCAGCAGCAGCAGCAGGGCGAGCAGCAGCAGCAGCAGCAGCAGCAGGGGAAGUGGAAGCAGUGGGUUCUGGUCCGUAUGACGUGGCAGUGGCAUCGAGCACAUUGGUGGAUGCGAACGAUGACCCAUUGGACCAAUCCGUGCAUGGCAACUGCAUGCUUCAAGCCCAUGUGAUGGGUGAAGGCCAUGCACAUGGCAUGGACGAUUCACACAGUCAAGAUAUGGCGACGCUGAUGGAUGCCGACAUGGGCAUGGGCAUGGGGAUGGGCAUGGGCAUGGGCAUGGGGUUCCACAUGGAGGACAUGGAUUUCCCCAUGCCGCUUCCCGGCUGUGAUGACAUGUUUUCACUCCCUGAUUCCGACUUUGGACGAGUCUUCUGUGCUGCAUCUGGUGCCGGGGCUUACGCUACUGGGGCGUAUGAUACUGCUGCUGGGGCUGGAGCAGGGGCUGGGGCUGGGGCUGGGGCUGGGGCUGGGGCAUGCCUCACGAUGCGGAGUAAGACGGCGGGCGUCGCUUUAGAUGCGCCCGGCACAGUUUACGUCGACAAUAACGGGAGAAUUAACUCACCAGGCGACAACAUCCAGAUCUGCUGUGCUUCACCGUCCGCGGGGAAAAAGCGUGCCGCGUUGAACAAUGCAGCCCCCGUAAAGAGCUGCGUCGAGUCAGUCCCGGAGGUGAGCGACGGCCACGACGAAGAAGAAUGGCCUGGAAACGGUCACUAUGGCGAUGGUGAGACGCGCGCUACACCUGAUUCGGAUGUCGAGGAGGACGAAUGGUGGCUGAAAGACUACGGGGAUGAGGAGGUGGAAGUGUGGCGUGCAGGAGAUGAUGAGGAAGGAGAUGCGCAAGCUGGAGAUGGUCGUGCUGGAGAUGGUGACGCGGACGUGACCACUGCUGUGGGAGUGUGGCGUGCAGGAGUUGAUGAGGAAGGAGAUGCGGAAGCUGGAGGUGGCCAUGUUGGAGAAGUUGAACCAUCUGCUGCUGCAGCUCCUGAAGGCAAGGGAGAAGAUGGUGAUGCCGCUGCGGACAAGGGUGAUGAAGACGAGCCAGGGAAGAUGGACGUAGACGACGUCCCGCUGUUUCGGCGUAUUGUGAAGCACCGGGUUGACCACGCCGCCUGGAAAGAAACUGGUCAUUUCACGGCAGCGGAGAAGGGCAAGCAGAAGGUCGAUGAAGGUCCCUCACGGAAGCGUCUCACUGCGGCGGAGAAGGGCAAGCAGAAGAAGAAGCGGGCACCAAAGAAGAAGGCACCAGCUGCUGAACCUGCUGAACCUUCUGAUAAUUCAGAUGACGACUACGCUGAAGCUGCAGGACCGAUUCCGACAUACCCUGAGAAGCAGAAACCUAGGGAUCCCACGAAGAGGAACCUGGAUGCAAGGCCGCCGUCCCCUCGCAACCGCAAAGAGAAGCGCAGUCGGAGGGGCUGGACCGUGAAGGAGAAGCUGAAAUGGUGUAAGCGCUAUGCUGAGCUUGGAUCUUUGAAGAAGAUGGCCGUAGAGUCCGGUGUGGUGGUGAAAGCCCAAGAGAAUGGGUGGAUGGAUGAGGAAGCAGUUGGUGCUUGGCUCAGAGGCGAGAUCCUCCCUCACCUCAACCCUGUCAAAGGUGCGGCAGCCAAACGAUCCAUGCUGGUGCUCGAAUCCUACCGCGGGCACAUAAUCCCUGGAAGGCUUGCCGCCUACCGCACACGCUCCAUCACGCCGGCCAUCAUCCCAGCAGGAUGCACCAGCCAAAUCCAGCCACUGGACGUGUCCAUCAAUCAGUGUUUCAAGGCGGGAGUGCGCACGCGUUACUGCUGGUGGUUUGUGCGGCGCGGCAUCAACCUCCAAACCCCCAAAGGAACGAGCGGAGACAACACGGGCUUCAUGGGCAAAGCCCCUGACAGAGAGGGGAGGGAGGGGGAGGGUGACGAGGAGGAGGACGAGGAUGAGGAGGAGUUGGCUGAACAUGCAGCCCCUGUGGAGGAAGACCCCUACCCCGACACUGUGGCAUACCGUGGGGCCGCGGCUUUGGUGGACAAGCUCGUGGCCCCUACUGGUCUUGACGAACUGCGUAUGCAGGAUCUGAGGAUUGAUGAGGAGGAUGAUGCACCAUCCGAGGACCCUUGUCCUGAGGGUGAUAGGGUCACUGAAGUAGAGGUUGGUUGA
Closterium sp. NIES-65 is the source of this 3642-nucleotide messenger RNA. Lineage: Eukaryota; Viridiplantae; Streptophyta; Zygnematophyceae; Desmidiales; Closteriaceae. The record is from the annotation of a GenBank genome assembly.